Messenger RNA from Aphanomyces invadans, 1138 nucleotides. RefSeq lists its product as hypothetical. The coding region runs from base 23 to 1042 and encodes 339 amino acids. The transcript has a single exon. Gene Ontology annotation, biological process: regulation of DNA-templated transcription. The record is from RefSeq and is a predicted model, not a curated record. NCBI's taxonomy places the organism in Eukaryota, Oomycota, Saprolegniomycetes, Saprolegniales, Verrucalvaceae. Gene Ontology annotation, molecular function: sequence-specific DNA binding; DNA-binding transcription factor activity.
CUCGUCGCGGACGCUGCUUGCUAUGGACGCCCCACCGACGUCGCCGUUUCAACUGCACAUUCAGCUGCCUGAAGCGUACAUGCCACCCACCCACCACCACCACCAACUGUACUACGGCACGCCGACAACCCCCGACAGCCACGACAUGUACUCGGGGGACGAGUCGCCGGCGUCCAGGGCUGGUGAAAUCGCGCCGUUCCUGCGAAACUUGCGCAACAUGCUCGAGCGAGAAAGCCCCGAAGUGCUGCGAUGGAACAAGGACGGCACGGCAUUUGAAAUCCACAACAUGGACGAAAUGAUGAACUCGGUCCUACCCAAGUACUUCAAGCACAAAAAGUACACGAGCUUUCAACGGCAGCUCAACUACUUUAACUUUAAAAAGUGGACCAAGAGCCGCGCCAACGUGUGCACGUUCUCGAACGAGCUCUUCACGCGCCACGACCCGUUUCGAAGCGCGUUCAUCACACGGAAAAAGUCCAUCAGUGGAUCGAAGGACCCCAACUUGACCGACACGGGCGACGAAUACGAAGACUCUAGCGGCCGACCGUCCUGUGACUCGCCGUGCUCGUCCGUGUGCGACUCGCCCGUUCUCGGCCCGACGUCCACGUCGUUGUCAAGUGUUCCCAAGGGGACGUUGGACCUGUCGUUCGAGUCGUUGAGUUUGCACAAAGCACGCAUGUCCCCGUACGAAAACAAGCACUUGACUCGAGUCUUGGGGGGUCGAAAAGCGAUGCGAAAAAUGCGGUCGUGCCCUGCGCCGGUCGAGCGAAGCACCCCCCUCCAGCCACACAUGCAUACGUUUGUGGACGACCUCAACUGGUUCGGAGACACCGAGUUCAACCACAUGCGCGACUCGGCCACCAGCAUGACGUCGGGGGAAUGGGACGACGACCCGUCCGAAAUGAACUGGGUCGACUUGCUUCCGUACAACGACGACGCGACCUUUUUCGACCCGCCCUCCCAAACGUCCGACAACAGCUUGAGCCCCCUGCGAGGUCCCUUUGUCCCGUCCAACACAGUCACAUUUUUCGCAGCGCUCUAGAGCUGUCUGUGCGCCGUUUGGGUGUAGUCAUCGAGAGGUUGUGUUUUUGUCGUGCAAGAUCGUUGGGAAUCUUAAUUUAUUUCUGUCGCAGUGGAA